AUGGAGCAAACCGAGGCGUCAGCGGCGGUGAGCGGCACGCAUGGAGGUGGCGAGAGGACGGCGAGGAAGGCGGCGACGGCACUGGAGGUGGUGGUGGCCGUGGACGCGAGCGAGGAGAGCCUGCACGCGCUGUCGUGGGCGCUGGACAACAUCGUGCGGUGCCACCCGGACGCGACGCUCGUCGUCGUCCACGCGCAGCACGCCGUCGACCACUUCGCCUACCCCGUCGCCGCGCACGCCGUCGUGUACGCCCCGUCCGCGGCGGCGGAGUCCAUGCACACCGUGGCGCAGGAGGAGAACUCCCGCAGGAUCGUGGCGCGCGCGCUGGACGUCUGCAAGGAGAGGCAGGUGGGCGCCACGGGGGCCGUCGUGGAGGGCGACGCCAAGGAGGCCAUCUGCCAGGCCGUGGAGCGGAUGCAGGCCGGGCUUCUCGUCCUCGGCAGCCGGGGACUCGGCACAAUCAAGAGGGCGUUCUUAGGCAGCGUGAGCGACUACCUCAUCCAUCACGCCUGCUGCCCGGUGCUGGUCGUGAGGCCCAGGCCGACCAAGUGA
This is a messenger RNA of Miscanthus lutarioriparius, 552 nucleotides long. Lineage: Eukaryota; Viridiplantae; Streptophyta; Magnoliopsida; Poales; Poaceae. The record is from the annotation of a GenBank genome assembly.